Molecule: messenger RNA, 3867 nt
Organism: Penicillium alfredii
Lineage: Eukaryota; Fungi; Ascomycota; Eurotiomycetes; Eurotiales; Aspergillaceae
Product: CHAT domain-containing protein
Exons: 1
Coding region: 1-3867 (1288 amino acids)
Molecular function (GO): protein binding
Source: RefSeq, a predicted model, not a curated record
AUGACCGACAUCGAUACCCAAAUUCGGGUGUUGGAGCGCAAUCUCGACGAUUUGACGCUUGAUCGACCAGCCACGCUGAACAACCUUGCGAGUAUGCUCACACGACGAUUCAAGAAAAAUAAAGACAUCAACGAUUUACAUCGUGCAGUCGACAACUCUGCGCAGGCAGUGGGCCUCACCCCUGCGGAAGACCCAAGGCUUCCAAUGAGACUCAAAAACUUAGCCCUGAACCUUGAAAUUCAAUUGAACCAUGCCCGAUCCUCGCAAAACUUCGAAAUAUCUUUGAAGAAUCUCGAGAGGCUGUUUUGUUUCCUUCGAAGAGCAGCCUAUUCGGCAAGACCCCAGGAUUAUACCUUGCUCGACAGGUUGAACAAAAUAGAAACAAAGAUCGAGAAAGAAACGAGACAACUCAAAGAUGGGGAUCCCAACCAGUGGGCCGGAUUUGAAUUGCUCAAGGAAAUAUCCUUUGAGCGGUUCCAAGGGAGCGGGAUGCCCAGCGACAUUGACCGUGCUGGUUUCAUGGCCGAAAAAGCCCUCUUCUCCAUCUGCAAAGGGCGUCAAUCUGCCAUCAUGAACAUCCGAGUUCGAGUGGUUGAAAUGCAGGUUUUCGAUCCCAGCAGAGAUGAGCAGAUCAUGCUGCGCGAUAUGAUGAAACAUUACCAGCAGUUGCCUCAGGUGCGUGAGAAGGUGCACUCUCGGAGAACAUUAUCCGUCGAGGACUGCGAGUUCGCCGUGAACGAAACAUAUCGAGUUCUGGAAGAAAGCGCACUCCGUAAACUGUCGCAUAUAUGGGAUAUGGGGUUUGAGAGAACCGGGAACGCGAAGUAUCUCGACGCAGCGGUUAGUAGCAUGCGAGGAAUGGUGCACAUCACCGCCAACGAAGGCUCGCCGCGUAUGCAGUGGCAUUACUACCUUGCCAUGGAUUUAUACAAGCGCUACCUGAAAACUCGCCUGGUGGAAGACCUGGACGACAGUCUUCGCAAUUAUCAGCAGAUCCUUGAUGCUUUUGGGGUGGUGGAUGCAUUCCCCGGGUUUCUGCUUAAUCUCGGCACUACGUUUCAUGCUCGAUUCAGGCGGCUUGACAAGCGGGACGACCUUGACGCCGCUAUCUCGUACAUGCGGACAGGCCUUUCAAUUCACACUAAGCAGUCAGGAUUUACCGAGACUUCUUUGUUUGUCGAAUGUAUGAACAAUCUCUCAGCUGAUCUUGGCAUUCGAUAUCAGCAUUCCCUGAAGAAGGAGGAUCUCAUGGAAGCUAUGUCAGUCGGGAGAGAAGCCUCAAAGCGAAUGCCCGAAAGUCUCGACCCCUCGACCCGUGCCAUUCGAUUGACUGGUCUUGCAAUCCUCUCGAACAAGCAGUCUGUUUUCACUGAGACAUUAGACGACAUCAACCUGGCUCUGGACACUGUUAAAACAGCACUGGAAUUGACAUCCCCAGAUGACGAUCAGUUGCCACUUCGUCUGGACCUACUGGGUGAAUGCCUGCUCAAACGCUCACGGUGGACGGGACGGCUACAGGACCUGGAUGAAGCGGCGCACUACAUGCAGAGGGCGGUGGAGUUUACCAGAGAUAAUAGAAUAUAUCGCUCCGGGAGAUUGAGGAACCUGGCGAGUGUCUUCACUGAAAGAUAUUUACAGUUCUCACGAGUCGAGGAUUUACACGAGGCAGCCCGGCUGGGAAGAGAGGCCUUGCAACUUAUACCAGAUGACGAUGCCUACGAGGCCGAAAGGGCGACAGCACGCGACGAGCACGCUGGGACUCUACACCUAGAAUCCCGGCGAAACAACAGUUUGGUGACGCUGCAGCAGAGUAUCGAUUUGCAGAAGGAGGCCGUGGAAUCCAAAAAUAUUGACCAGAACCGACGAGUCAUAAUGUCGAACCAGUUGGGCCAGCUGUUGGUUAGUCGAGCUUUGGAGACAGGCAGCAUCACAGACCUGGAUGCAGGUAUUCAGGUUCAUCGACAAGUCAAGGAGGAGAUGUCGAGUGACUUUAUUCCUUUGCAACGAAUGGUCCUGGACAAGCUCUGUUUGGCGGUCUCCCUCAGAUAUCACCACUCGAAAAGUCCCCACGACCUCGAGGAGGCUAUAUCUCUCGGAGAAGAGGUUCUUCGUCUCACACCUCCUGGAACUCCAGAAUCCGCCAGAACGCUAUCUCACCUUGGCCAAGUCUACUCGAGUUCGCCGGCUGAAGAGCGACAACGUCAGGCCUUGCAGGCCUACCUGGACGCAUUCAAUACGCCCACCGCGAUGCCAAAAGAUCGGCUUUGGGCAGCAAGAAAGGCAAUUAAUUUCUGGGAGUAUCUCAAAGAGUACCCCGAUGUGAAGCGCAUGUGCCACGAAAUGGUGCAGCUGAUGGUAUUUCUUGGCAACCGGACCUUGACCCAGAUUGAUCAACAGUGGCAUCUAUCUCAAUAUCCGAGAUUAACUGCAGAAGCCUGUUCAUUGCUUCUGGCUUUGAGUGGCGAGGCUGCGGAAGCGGUCGAACUAUUGGAGCUGGGACGCGGUAUCAUUCUGGGAUACUUCAUCAAUGAUCGAAGCGACAUCUCUGCGCUCGAGGCAUCGUAUCCAGAACAAGCGAAGAAAUACAACAAGCUCACGGAGGAUAUCAACCGCCGUUAUCCCGAUACUGAGGAUGUCAAGACCCAGACGGCGCGGAUGAAUCGCCGGAUCCAAGCCGUCCAGGAAUUGGACCACUGCAUGGAAGACAUUCGUCACCUUCCUGGCUAUGACCGUUUCCUUCAGGGCCCUACCACAAAUCAGCUGAUGCAUCAUGCAAAAGACGGUGUUAUAGUCAUCGUGGUGGUAACUGAUAUUGGGAGCCAUGCCAUCUUCCUCACCACUGAGGUGGUACGGUCCAUUGAGCUACCGGGGCUUCGGGCAGGGGAGUUGACUAAGUGGCUCAAAGAGGACCUCACUCGAUUUUCCAGUCGCCAGGAGUUCGGUCAGAAGAACAGACACUACCGCGAAUUUCUUUGGUGGCUAUGGACCGCCUGCGUUCGCGUGGUUCUGGAUUCCCUUGGCUUCAUAGCAGAUGAGACGCCGUCCAAUCCUGAAGAUCUUCCACGAGUUUGGUGGAUUGGAACUGGCUUGGCGUGCUCCUUGCCGUUUCAUGUGGCGGGUGAACAUUCCCAGGGAUCCCUCGAGAAUGCCCUGGCUAGAGUGGUCUCGUCCUACACCCCUACUAUCAAAGCGCUAUCCUUUGCCAGGGAGCGAGGCCAAUGGGCAACAGACCAAGAUAAUCUCCGGUUACUAUGUGUGACCAUGCCUACUACCCCGGGACAACAGUCUCUGCCAGGCGUUCUGAGAGAAAGGGAAGUAGUACGCGACAUAGUUGAGGAGACUUUUUGGUUCAAGUCCCUGGCCCAUCCAAGCGGAGAGGCUGUGAUGCGCAAAAUGAAGGACUGCGACAUUGUUCAUUUUGCUUGUCAUGGAGUAUCCAAUCCAGUUGACCCAUCCCAAAGCUAUCUUCUACUUCAGACCCCGGGAAAAGAACCAACCCACAACCCAACUAUAGACAGGUUGACCGUCCAAAACAUCGCCGACAUGCACCUGCUUGGAGGAAAGAUCGCGUAUCUAUCCGCUUGCUCCACGGCAGAGAAUCAAGCAGAGCUUCUGGCAGAUGAAGUCCUGCAUAUAGCCAGUGGCUUUCAGACGGCCGGGUUUGCCCAUGUUCUUGCUUCGCUGUGGCCGUCCAACGAUACAGUCUGUGUCGACGUUGCUGCCAACUUCUACUCGUGUCUGCGCGAUGCGGGCCAGAUAAAUCAUAAGAGUGUUGCGUUGGCGUUGAAUCGCUCUGUGCGGGCGGUAAGGGAGAGAUUUCCUAAACAGCCGCUACUUUGGGCUGGAUAUAUACAUGUUGGAGCUUAG